GAGGCGCAGUGAGACGGAUUACUGUUUCUGUAAGAGACGAGUAUAGUGGAUGGAGAUGAUGAUGAUGAUGGAGAGGGAAAUGUGCCUGGAAAUUUAAGUGGUUCACUUUGAGGGGGACAGAGAUGGUGUUGGCUGAAUGAUUAUUACAGCCCAUGCAGGAUUAGAAACACUACAAAGGCCUACUCUACAGCACAUCUGAUUGUAGGACUCUAACAAGAAGAUAUUUGAACCUGGUGAAAUGGGAGAUUCUAAGAAAUGCUCCACUCCAGCAGCGGAGGACGGUCACCACUUCAACACUGACCCUGCUCUUAAUAGAGACUGUCCCCUUGACUGCAAGGUUUACGUUGGGAAUCUAGGAAACAAUGGAAACAAGACAGAGUUAGAAAGAGCUUUUGGGUACUAUGGUCCUUUAAGAAGUGUUUGGGUUGCCAGGAAUCCUCCAGGCUUUGCUUUUGUAGAGUUUGAAGAUCCCAGAGAUGCAUCUGAUGCUGUGAGAGAACUGGAUGGAAGAACCAUGUGUGGCUGUCGAGUGCGUGUCGAGUUAUCCACUGGGGAAAAGCGCUCCAGGAGCCGUGGCCCCCCUCCAUCCUGGAAUAGACGCCCUCGUGAAGAUCUUAGGCGACGUAGUCCUCCAGGCAGACGCAGAUCACCGAAGAAGAGGAGCCUCAGCCGCAGUCGCAGCAGGUCUGUUUCAAGAGACAGACGCAGAUAUCGGUCUCUCUCCAGAGACAAGAACCGUAAGCGCUCAAAAUCCUUCUCACAGUCAAGGAGUCGCUCCCAGUCUACCGAGAGGAAAUGAAGACCUAAAACAAUGGUUUAUCUGCAGGAUCCUGUGUGAAAGUACAAAUUUUUAUAGUCCUGUUCUUCUUUUUAGAUUUUGCUUGCCAGCUCAAGGCAGCGUAAGGUUGGUCACGUUACAUAUUGUGUAAUAGCAGUCUGUUGAAUUAACAACAAAGGACUAAAGUGUUUUUCUCCCUUUUCUCCUUUUGCCGGUUCUCAUGGCAAGGUUUACCCAUUGUACAGGGGAAAAAAUUUUGUCUUUGAAUUUCCUUUAUAAAGCAUAAAACUAAUUCUGUCUUACCCUGCAUGCUUUGAAAUGGAAUACUGGAUUUAGUUUUACAUUACCAUCCUGUUGUUUUUUUUAAUGGUUGAAUUAAAGUUGAUGUGAUGUUUUUAUUUGCUUUUGUUUGCUUUUUUUUUAAAUUCUUGGUUGACUUAAAUUACUGGCAAUGGGUUACUGUGAGCUGCAUCACCAAUUAUACAAGUGACAGAAAGCAGACUGGCAACAAAUGUUGUAAAUACUGAUGAUAUUUGCAGGCUAUCCUUGAAGCCUAAAACAUCUGUAAUUCUGUAUUUUACCUAUGUCAUUUUUGCAAAAGAAGGCAUUUACUCUAUUCAACUUUGCUUGAUUCUCUGAGCUCUGACAAUUUGUGCUGAUGUAGUUAAACAACUUCUUCAAUAAAUGUUUUUCUUAAGAUGACAUUA
Molecule: messenger RNA, 1485 nt
Organism: Siniperca chuatsi (mandarin fish)
Lineage: Eukaryota; Metazoa; Chordata; Actinopteri; Centrarchiformes; Sinipercidae
Gene: srsf3a
Product: serine and arginine rich splicing factor 3a
Exons: 9
Coding region: 239-799 (186 amino acids)
Biological process (GO): mRNA splicing, via spliceosome
Cellular component (GO): nuclear speck
Molecular function (GO): RNA binding
Source: RefSeq, a predicted model, not a curated record